AUCUACGUUGGCAACCUCCCCCUUGACAUCAGAACAAGAGAUAUUGAAGAUCUGUUUUACAAAUAUGGGAGAAUCCGUGACAUUGAAGUGAAAACUCCUAAUCGCCCACCUGCAUUUGCAUUCGUUUCCUUUGAAGACUACCGUGAUGCUGAGGACGCCAUCCGUGGCAGAGAUGGUAUCUCGUUCGAGGGAGCCAGACUUCGAUGUGAAAUGUCGCGAGGAAAUGGACCUCGAGGUUCGAGACAACAGCCUCGCCGCGAUCUCAGGAGAUCCGACUAUCGAGUGAUUGUCUCCAAUCUCCCCCCGUCUGCAUCAUGGCAGGAUCUGAAGGACCACUUCCGCCAGGUCGGCGAGGUCGUUUACACGGAUGUCGACAGGUCUUUAAAGAGCAGUGGAGGAAUCGUGGAAUUUGCCUCCCGAUCUGAGCAAGAGGCUGCGAUCAAGCAGCUUGACGACACGGAGUUCAAGAACCCAUUCGACAAAGUCUACAUCCGCGUGAAAGCUCCCAAGGACCAAGGCUCCAAGUCCCGCUCCAGGUCGCGUUCCCGCUCCAAGUCAAAGUCGAGGUCUCGAUCAAGGUCUCGC
Messenger RNA from Guillardia theta CCMP2712, 585 nucleotides. RefSeq lists its product as hypothetical. The annotation marks the transcript as partial. Gene Ontology annotation, molecular function: mRNA binding. The record is from RefSeq and is a predicted model, not a curated record. The transcript is spliced from 7 exons. Lineage: Eukaryota; Cryptophyceae; Pyrenomonadales; Geminigeraceae. Gene Ontology annotation, cellular component: nucleus; cytoplasm; ribonucleoprotein complex.